Seriola aureovittata is the source of this 2072-nucleotide messenger RNA. RefSeq names its product histone H1-like. Gene Ontology annotation, molecular function: structural constituent of chromatin; DNA binding. The record is from RefSeq and is a predicted model, not a curated record. Gene Ontology annotation, cellular component: nucleosome. Lineage: Eukaryota; Metazoa; Chordata; Actinopteri; Carangiformes; Carangidae. The transcript has a single exon. Bases 391 to 1026 code for a protein of 211 amino acids. Gene Ontology annotation, biological process: nucleosome assembly.
UAGUUUUCUGGAGGUUUUUAAAACAUUUAGGAGAGAAAUGAGAGAGAAAAGUCCCGGACCAACGCCUCUCACGGCGGCAGAUAGGAGAGGUUUGAAGGCCUCCCAAUCCAUAUUCAAAAACCUUCAGAGCUUUAUUUGACUUACACACGCAGAGAAACUCGUUCGCUGUCAGAUCGAUACGAUUAUAGAUUUGAUUAGUUCCGCCAAACGUGUAUUUUCUGGGUUUAUCGGCAAAGAGAAAACACAAGUGUCUCCUGUUCCCGCGGCUCUGUGGAGAGGCCGGCAGGGUUGAGUCUCCACGGUUCUCAUGGUGUGUUUAAGUUCCAGUCUUUGCAGGAGAAUCUGAAUCAGUCCGAUCGCUCUCGUUGACAGUGAUUGUUUGACAGUACAAUGGCAGAAGUCGCCCCAGCCGCACCCGCCGCCGCCGCUCCGGCCAAAGCAGCGAAGAAGAAGGCCGCUAAGCCGAGCAAGAAGACCGGCCCCGGCGCCAGCGAGCUGAUCCUGAAGGCCGUGUCCGCGUCCAAGGAGCGGAAAGGUCUGUCCUACGUGGCUCUGAAGAAGUCUCUGGCCGCUCAGGGCUACGAUGUGGAGCACAACAGCGCCCACGUCCGACGCGCCAUCAAGACCCUGGUGGGUAAAGGCGCCCUGGUCCAGACCAAGGGAACCGGAGCCUCCGGGUCCUUCAAGGCGAGCAAGACCGCCGAGAAGCCCAAGAAGGUGGUGAAGAAGCCCGCCGCCUCCGCUGCCGCCGCCGCCCCUAAAGCCAAGAAGCCCGCGGCCAAGAAAGCCGCCGCUAAGAAGCCGGCGGCCGCCAAGAAGCCCAAAGCGGCCAAGACCACCCCGAAGAAGGCCAAGAAACCUGCCGCCGCCGCCGCCAAGAAACCCGCAGCGGCCAAGAAAGCCGCAAAGAGCCCGAAGAAGGCCGCCAAGAAGGCGACUACACCCAAGAAGGCUGCGAAGAAGGUGGCGAAGCCCAAAGCUGCCAAGCCCAAGAAGACUGGCGCUAAGAAAGCAGCCAAGAAGUAAAUCUACAAAACUUUACUUUAAACACAACAAAAGGCUCUUUUAAGAGCCACCCACAUAUUUCACUAAGAGCAAAUGUCCAGCCUCUAACUUACUCUUUAUAUAUUAUACAAUUCCUGUUUGUUUUUGACAUGUUAUUUUCUCCACUCACUUAAUAAUAGAAAGUGUUUAGUAAUGAUCAAUACGUCCCUGAAUUAAACUGUCACAUGACAUUUUCCAACAGUCACAGGUAAGUAGCCAAUUACUGUGGAUGUAGAAUAAUGUUCGGUAGAACAGACAUAACUUUGAUUAAAGGUGAUUUUAAAGUGAAUAAACUAAAUCAAAAUCACUGCAGAUGUCUGCAGUGAUUUCCAUUCAGAGGUGGAUCUGCUUCAUCCUGACACAACCACACCGCCACAGCUGUAGUAACAUCACAAUGAAUGAAUGAAAUCUUAUAUGUAUAAUCUAGACUUGACAUGUGAUUAUGUUGCCUGAUUAUAUAAGGAUAUUAUAUAAGGAUAAUGAACCUAUAGCCUUUAGCUGGUGUGCACAUAUAAACACAAGGAUCCAAGAGCCAUUGAAGCGUUUAUUGAGUGAAAGAGUUGCUGAAUGGAUGGAUGUUUUUUAUUUUUCUGUACAAUUAAUUAAGAGUUUAGAUGUUGCCAUACAGACCAUAGCACUAAUGAUAAAGAAAAGGUACAUGAUUAGCUUACAUUAUAGAAAAGUAUAAAAGAAAAUUUGACAAUCUUCCCCACAGUAAAACAAUAUAGAUAUGAUUGCAUGAGUGCAUGUAUGAGCCGUGUGACGUGGACAGUUUGUGUCUCACUCUUCUGGACUGUUUCUUUCCCUCUAAAACGAAACCAGCCAAUAAAUAAUUGCUAAAACUGCAGCAAACACAAAAAUCUCACAUGGACAAACAUCUAAACAGAUGUUCAUACGCUGCUCCUUCAUCAGUGUUAAUCUCCUCCAUGACUCCAAAACAGUAGAAACUUGUAAAGCCUGAAAUAUUUUCCUUCAAUAUCUUUGUUCUGUUUCACUGUGUAUAUAGACCUGCUUUUGGAAAUAUAUAU